AUGCCCAACAGCAGCUCCAUCAGCGAGUUCCUCCUCCUGGCGUUGGCAGACACGCGGCAGCUGCAGCUCCUGCACUUCUGGCUCUUGCUGGGCAUCUACCUGGCUGCCCUCCUGGGCAACGGCCUCAUCAGCACAGCCGUAGCCUGCCACCACCGCCUGCACACCCCCAUGUACUUCUUCCUGCUCAACCUCGCCCUCCUCGACCUGGGCUGCAUCUCCACCACUCUCCCCAAAGCCAUGGCCAAUGCCCUCUGGAACACCAGGCACAUCUCCUAUGCUGGAUGUGCUGCCCAGACCUUUGUGUUUGCAUCUCUGUAUUCAGUGGAGUAUUCCAUUCUCACUAUCAUGUCCUAUGACCGCUAUGUUGCCAUCUGCAAGCCCCUGCACUACGGGACCUUGAUGGACAUCAGAGCUUGUGCCACCAUGGCAGCAGCUGCCUGGGGCACUGGGCUUCUCUAUUCCCUCCUGCACACUGUCAGCACAUUUUCACUGCCUCUCUGCCAUGGCAAUGCUGUGGAUCAGUUCUUCUGUGAAAUCCCCCAGAUCCUCAAGCUCACUUGCUCAGAAUUCUACCUUAGGGAAUUUGGACUUAUCAUGGCUGGUGUUCUUGUCUUAUUUGGGUGCUUUGUAUUCAUUGUGCUGUCCUAUGUGCAGAUCUUCAGGGCCGUGCUGAGGAUGCCCUCUGAGCAGGGACAGCACAAAGCCUUCUCCACAUGCCUCCCUCACUUGGCUGUGGUCUCCCUCUUUGUCACCACUCUGAUGUUUGCCUAUCUGAAGCCCCCCUCCAUCUCUUCCCCAUCCCUGGACCUGGUGGUGUCAUUUCUGUACUCGGUGGUGCCUCCAACACUGAACCCCCUCAUCUACAGCAUGAGGAAUCAGGAGCUCAAGGGUGCCCUCAGGAAAGUACUCUAUUAUGCAUUGUUUGCCCAUCAAAACAAUGUUCAUCAUACCCUCAAGACUGCAAAAAAGUUAGGAAAAGUGUGAUUUAUUUUAUGUGAUGUUUCCAUUUUUCCUUCCUAUUUUUUUG
Molecule: messenger RNA, 1027 nt
Organism: Tympanuchus pallidicinctus (lesser prairie-chicken)
Lineage: Eukaryota; Metazoa; Chordata; Aves; Galliformes; Phasianidae
Product: olfactory receptor 14J1-like
Exons: 1
Coding region: 1-984 (327 amino acids)
Biological process (GO): G protein-coupled receptor signaling pathway
Cellular component (GO): membrane
Molecular function (GO): G protein-coupled receptor activity; olfactory receptor activity
Source: RefSeq, a predicted model, not a curated record